Messenger RNA from Nomascus leucogenys (northern white-cheeked gibbon), 873 nucleotides. RefSeq lists its product as uncharacterized. NCBI's taxonomy places the organism in Eukaryota, Metazoa, Chordata, Mammalia, Primates, Hylobatidae. The record is from RefSeq and is a predicted model, not a curated record.
CCGGAGACGCCGGGAUCGCUGGCGCUGGCUGAGCCACAGGCUGCUGGGAGGCCGUGUCCGCCGGCCGGCGGGGCGGGGCGAGGCGAGGCGAGGCAGCCGGGCCCUACAUGUCAGGCCUGAGACCUGGGAGGAAGCUGGAGAAAAGAUGCCCUCUGAAUCUUUCUGUUUGGCUGCCCAGGCUCGCCUUGACUCCAAAUGGUUGAAAACAGAUAUACAGAUGAUAGUGUGGAACCAAGUGGAACAAAGAAAGAAGGUCUGAAUGACAAAGGGAAAAAAGAUGAAGAAGAAACUCUUGCACCUGUAUAUAGGGCCAAGUCAAUUCCGGACAGCUGGGUAUGGGACAAGCAACCAGGGAUAUUCACGGAACGCCAAGCACCAAAGGGCCAGAAGCAUCCCCCUGCAGGACCAGCACUUGGCCCUGGCCAUCCUGCUGGAGCUGGCUGUGCAGAGAGGCACGCUGAGGAUAUUGAAGCCAAAAAAGAAGCACAGAAGGAAAAUGAACUUGAUGAACAGGAAGCAAAUGCCUCAACAUUUCAUAGAAGCAGGACUCCAUUGGAUAAAGACCUUAUUAAUACAGGGAUCUGUGAGUCUUCUGGCAAACAGUGUUUGCCUCUCGUUCAGCUCAUACAACAGCUUCGUAGAUGUGAAAAGAGGGGUCCAAGGAGCUCAAGAAAUUUGCCCUAAGCCAUGUCCCUCGCAGAUGGAGAGAGAGGUAGGAUUCAAACCCGGAAUUCUUAACCAGUACCCGGCAGUUCUUCCUUCCACAAUCUUAACAGUUACCCUUGACCUCCCCUUGUGCCCCCUGUCCUCAGGAGACCGGCCAUCCUCAGGUGAACGGCAACCACCGGAAGUGGUUGUCUCAGGGUUAGUGCC